Baudoinia panamericana UAMH 10762 is the source of this 735-nucleotide messenger RNA. RefSeq lists its product as uncharacterized. The record is from RefSeq and is a predicted model, not a curated record. Lineage: Eukaryota; Fungi; Ascomycota; Dothideomycetes; Mycosphaerellales; Teratosphaeriaceae. The transcript has a single exon. Bases 127 to 714 code for a protein of 195 amino acids.
CAUGAACGUUGUGUUUGUCCCGCUGCAGACGGCACGGCACCCCAGAUCGAUCUCUCUACCUCUUGGUGAUGAAAUUACUUGCUCUCCUGACCUCACUCUAUGGCAAGCAGCGUCCUUUGAGACAACAUGGAAGACAAUGGGCUUCGUUCACUAAAGCGAGUCAUUACCGGACAUGACACGAACGGGAAACCUAUGUUCACGGACCAGCUCUCAGAGGAUGUCGAAUGGCAAGAGCUUGCCAACGGGGCGCGCUUCAGCCUUGGAUACGCUACCACAAGCUCUCCGGUGAACAUGGACCAGGACCAAGAUCUGUCGACCUACGAAAACUUCCUCGCCGACUUGCCUGGUAUCGCAAUCCCAGGAGGCACAGUCUUGAGGAUCGUCGAUAUGAAACCCGAGUCGUUGUCGCCAAUGCAUCGUACGGUUAGCCUGGACUACGGUGUGGUGCUCGAAGGCGAAGUGGAGUUGCAGUUAGACACUGGCGAGAAACGGUUGCUAAAGCGAGGUGACGUGGCGAUCCAACGCGGCACGAAUCAUGCGUGGAGGAAUCCAAGCUCGGAUUCGUGGGCACGGAUGCUCUACGUGCUUCAAGAGGCAAAGCCGUUGCAGUUCAAUGGGAGGAUGUUGGGUGAGGACUAUGGGGAGGGCAUGGACGAUGUAAAGCCAUCGACGAGUAUACUCAAUAAUGUCUUGAGCAAAGCCGAAUUGGCUUGAGUCUCUAUGAUGACGAGAAAG